Molecule: messenger RNA, 1089 nt
Organism: Anopheles maculipalpis
Lineage: Eukaryota; Metazoa; Arthropoda; Insecta; Diptera; Culicidae
Exons: 2
Coding region: 1-1089 (362 amino acids)
Source: RefSeq, a predicted model, not a curated record
AUGCGUAAUUGUAAAUGGUUCGUUCUCGUGAUAUCCGUGCUUCUGUUGGUGCAUUGUUCAUGGACGAUGGAAUCUAUAGCUUCAAAAACGAUUCAAGCUUCUGUUAAAAACGAUCUGUCGAGAAAACAAAAAACAGGCCGCCGUGAAGGACGAUUUCUCGGUCUUCUUGGGCUGCUAACCGGGCUGACGUUAGUAGACUCGCUCGACGAUGAUAACGAUCGUCCACGACGGUCCGGUUUCGUGAAGAUAGACGUCGGACAUCCGUCUGCGCUCGAUGCAUUCUACGGAGCGUACGGUUACGCAUCACCCUACUGGACGGGAGGAUCCUCCAUCAAUAUAAAGAUACCGUUCCGACCGCCUGGAAGCGAGUUUGAAACUAUGGCUUUAUUUCCUUUCCCCAUGCAUUUUCCCCAACACGGACCGUCACAUUUUGCAACCGGUCCAACGGCGAUCGAACCGCGUCCGACCAUUUUUUCCGAUCCUAUUCCAAGCGCAUCGAACGGUUCGGGAACUACUUUAGCGGACGAUGUGGAGCAACUGUCCGCUAGAAAGCAAAAGCUCGCUCAUAGAAAAGCUGCAACCGUAAGCAGAAGACCACGCCCGAAAGUGGGUCCUCCAAGAACGAUACGAAGCACGCUUCGGGCGGAUGGAGAAGCUGACGACGAUGAGAUAAGUGCCACCACUGUUGAGGUGCCUGAAGCAACUGACAUGAUCGAGACACAAGAACCGCAGGAAGCGCUUGAACCUUCCGUUAGCAACGAUCCCACUGUUUCACCCACUAAUACACCGACCAAUAACCAAGCGCCCGUUUCGGAGGACCCCGAACCAGCCAACCCGGCGUCGAUAGUUCAAUCCGAGCUCAAUUACGUUACGCAGCCGAUGAUUCCCUCGUCCUAUCACACCCAUCAGCACAGCCUGGCCGAUGUGUCCGCGAUCGAGCUGACGACGAGCGCCGGAUACCUGCCAUACGAUGGCACACAGUUUCAGCCCAGCCGGGCCGAUCAUUGGCAGAACUAUUACACCAGUGUCGCACAGAACGGUGCUAAACGGCAACCGGGCUUCUUGCCGAUCGCUACGCGGGUCAAUUAA